AUGGGCAAUGCGGCCAGCUCGAACAAGAUUUCCGCUCAAGACAAGGCGAUACUCGAUCUCAAGAACCAGCGCGACAAGCUCCACCAGUACCAGAAGCGCAUCACCGUAAUAACAGCCCGCGAGACCGACAUCGCCAAACAAUGUCUCGCCCGCGGUGACAAGCAGCGCGCUCUUCUCGCUCUGCGUCGCAAGAAGUACCAAGAGACCUUACUAGAGAAGACGGAUGCGCAGCUGGCACAGCUGGAGAUCCUGACGAGCGACGUGGAGUUCGCGCUUGUGCAGAAAGAUGUCUUGUUUGGGUUGCAGCAGGGCACUGUUGUGCUGAAGCAGAUCCACAAGGAAAUGGGCGGCUUGGAGGCUGUUGAGAGGCUGAUGGGAGAGAGCGCCGAGGCGCAGGCAUAUCAAAGGGAGGUCAGUGAGAUGCUGGCCGGUCAAAUGUCGAACCAAGACGAAGAUGAGGUAGAAGACGAGCUUGAUGCGCUCGAAGCGGAGGUGACAGGUGUUAAGACAAAGCUGCCGGAUGCUCCUACUCAAGCGCUGCCUGAGGGCGCUCAGAAGGCGACUGAGGAGACUCCGCGCGAAAGGGCACGGAGGAGGACGAGGGAUCAGGAGUCUUCGCAGCCUGCUGAGCCCAUGCUGGCGUGA
Coniosporium apollinis CBS 100218 is the source of this 645-nucleotide messenger RNA. RefSeq lists its product as uncharacterized. Bases 1 to 645 code for a protein of 214 amino acids. Gene Ontology annotation, cellular component: multivesicular body; ESCRT III complex. Lineage: Eukaryota; Fungi; Ascomycota; Dothideomycetes. The transcript has 3 exons. Gene Ontology annotation, biological process: vesicle budding from membrane; late endosome to vacuole transport via multivesicular body sorting pathway. The record is from RefSeq and is a predicted model, not a curated record.